AUGUAUGAGUAUCCCAAAGAAGCUGUUGACAAAGCGAAACUCGUCAGCGAGCACAUCGACUCUUGCGCCCAGGCAAGUUGCUCAGCAGGAGUCGAGUCGCAAGAUGCGUCAUCUAUGAGAUUGUAUUAUGCCUCUUACUGUAUGGAAAAUGGAUACACGGCGGAUGUGAUGACAGAGUGGUACACGGGUACUGUCAUUGCGGAGGCUACAAAGACAGAUAACAAUGUAUGGGGAUGGUCUUCAGCGACGAGUACUGGUAGAAGAAGCGAAUUAUUUGAUGACGAUGAGCGGGAAUCUUUGGUUGAAAAGGGUCGGAAAGAAGACAGCGGCGCAAAAGUGAGGGCUGUUGAUUUACUUCUCCUCGGAGUGCCUCUGGCUGUAACUCUGUUUCAAUUGGUUUAG
Molecule: messenger RNA, 402 nt
Organism: Fusarium pseudograminearum CS3096
Lineage: Eukaryota; Fungi; Ascomycota; Sordariomycetes; Hypocreales; Nectriaceae
Exons: 3
Coding region: 1-402 (133 amino acids)
Source: RefSeq, a predicted model, not a curated record